Messenger RNA from Nasonia vitripennis (jewel wasp), 12419 nucleotides. RefSeq names its product transmembrane protein 132E (gene dtn). Bases 993 to 5198 code for a protein of 1401 amino acids. The transcript is spliced from 14 exons. The record is from RefSeq and is a predicted model, not a curated record. NCBI's taxonomy places the organism in Eukaryota, Metazoa, Arthropoda, Insecta, Hymenoptera, Pteromalidae.
AGCGAGAAGAGGGAGAAACGCACAUAUAGUAUAGUAGUAGGGAGAGAGCUGCGCCGCCCGCCGAGCCGAGCGAGGACGAGGACGGUAGUGUGGUGCGUGCGCGUCGUCGUGCAGCAGUAGUUUUCUCUCUCUGCAGCUCCUACAAGCUCAUCGCAUCGACUUACCCCGUCGCCGCCGCCGCCGCCGCCGCCGCGUGCAACGUUGUAUGACAAAAAGAAAAUAGCUCCAUCUCCAGCAGUGUCGGCGUGGCUCGGUUUCGCGUGAAAAAUCACUGUUAUAACCUCGAGAAGUGACGUUCGGUGUGCCCCCGUGUGUAUAGUAUAUACAUAUAUCUGUGUCUGUGUGCGCGCUGUACUAACUCGUAUACUACCUGCGUGCGGUGCGAGAGAGAGAGAGAGAGAGAAGAGAGAGAGAGUGAGAGGCUGCGAGGAGCUACUCCUCUCCGUGACACACAUGCUCCAGAGAAAAGGGCGUCCCUCGCUCCAGUAGUCGCUUCCUUCGAUCCUGUACUUGUCGCUGUGUUUUCCAAAGCGAGGGAUGCAGCUCCCGGAGAAGACGUGCACGAUGUGAGGACGCGCUGCCGUUGUACACACGCGCGCAUUGGAAGCAUCGAGCAGCGCCCCGCGAAGGACCAAGAGAGAGAUAGAACGAGACGACGAGUGCGCGAGAGAGACAGACUCUCUCUCUCUCUCUCUCUCUCGCUAUUCACGGCUGCUGCGGGAGGCGCGCGUAGAGGUUAAGGACAGGAGGGGAAAAUGGCAACGGCGAGCCGCCGUCGCUGCUGCAGCCGGCGGCCACGAGAGCCGGAAGCUACUACCUGCACCGAGUGAUAACCAUUAAUCCACGACUUUUUUCCCCUCUAUCUGUCUCUCUCUCUCUCUCUAUCUCUAUCUCUAUCCGAUCGUAUCCCGAGCUGGUAGAACGAACAGAUCUCUCUCGAUACGGAUAAGGGAAGACGCAGCGUUUCGCGAGAGACAUCGUCUCAAGGCAGGAUGGAGCACCGCAGGCUACUCUGCGCAGCGCUGAUCUUCGUCGCCGUCGCCACUGAUGUGGCGGCGUCGGUGGAGGUGCACUUCGAGAGCAAGGACGGCGGCUUCUUUCUGAAGCACAGUCCCCGUCAGUUCUACCCGUCGAACAUGCGCCCGGAGCUGAGUCUCUCGGCAGGAUCACCUUCGUCGACACCAGCGUCCACCUCGUCUCAGGGCUCGUCGGUGCUGUCGGUCGACAAGUUCACCGUCUUCCAGACGAGCGAGCCCGUCUCGGUACGAGCGACCUACGGACCCUUCAGUACCAAACAGACGGUACCGGCCAGGUACAUCGUGCCCGACCCUCUGGACGCCCUGCCUGUGCCCAGCUUCGAUGGCAAGAAGAAUACCAGUGGUCUCGCCGGACCUGCCCUGCUGGAGGUCCAGGAACUCGGAGCCAGGCAUCUCGACAUGUCUGCUCACAUCGUGAGCACGAGCAUACCACGGGAUUCCCCAGUACUCCGAGUGCUUUUCCACGCUGGCAGCGAGGCUACGGGUCGACGUCAGCUCCUGCUGGGUCGUCAACAGCGAGUUUGCGUGUUGCUCCACGCGACUCCGAGUGUACCACCGAGUCGUGGCACAGGUGAUGCCACGGGACCUGAGAGCUUGAUCAGCGGACCCCUUACGGCUGCCUGUAGUCCCGACGGCCAGGAUGGAGUCUGCCUCGCACAGAUCACCAUACCUGCGAGCUGGUGGCCGGCUCUACCACCGCCUGAUACUGGACGCGUUAAGCCUGUUAAGACCCUGCCACGAGUCGUCCAAUUAGCCUACUCGGUUCUGGAGCCUCGCAGUGCCGACGAGUCCGGAGCCUCUGGCCUCGAGGGUGGCUCGGCCUCCUUUUGCCAGCCGAAGGUGCAGAUCCAACCGGUGACACCUCUGGGUCAGGUGACCCUCGCCCCCAACCGGGCCACCUACAAGGAGCUCAAGACCGACGAGUACCUGACGCUUCUGGUGCCACAUGGGCCGCUCUAUCCCAGGUCCAGGCUGCACAUCCCAGUCUUCCUGCAGUCGCACUCGUCCAAACAGGCCAGCCAGGGAAGGCCACCCGUUGCCGCCGUUGUUCUGAGAGCUCGAGUCAAGGCAGGAGUGAAGAUUCUGGACGCCUCGACCAGCAGUCCCGAUUGGAUCGUCGAGUCGGACAUCAACACAAAGAACACGGCGGCCACCUUCACCGCGAGACGCAAGGAAAAUGUUUCACGGCUUCCCAAUGCUUCGGCGGAGGAGAUAAUGACGAUGCUGCUGGAGGCGAGCGAGGAGAGCACGGAGAGCAAGGAGCACGGCGGAGGUCGAAUCGUCUGGAGCGUGCGCUACGCCCUCGAGGGUGAGGAGGACAACGUCUCGCUGUCCGGGCCGUUUCAGGCGACGCAGCAGCAACACAGCCACCACCACCACAACGCCGCAGGCGAGCGCAAGAAGUUACAGGCUCAUCUCGAGAUUCAGAAGGAUGACAUCCAAGCUGUUCUGCCUAUUUCCAAGAACUGGGAAGUAAUGAAUACUGCGGUGCUCACGGGCAGACAAAUUUCGCAAGCAAUGAAAGUGUUUAUCGUGAGCCAGGCUGGCACGGUGGCUGAUGUCACGCUUCAAUCUUCUUGUCAUUCCGAGGACGAGAGCGUACUUAAGGUCUCAUCCUCCUGCAGUAGUGUUUACGUAGACGGCUCGGAAAUUCGUGGCUCCAGCAACGCCUCGGUCCUUGUUAAGUACGGCACGUACACGGGGCUGGCUCGUUUUACCGUUUGGAUGCCCGAAUUCCCGCUCGAGGUCUCGGUAACCGACACCCGACUCAAUCAGAUCAAAGGCUGGAAGGUGCCCGAGGAACACACCCUCGCUAAGAACAAGCGCAGCCUCAACGUCACCGAUAAGCAGCAACAGCAAGAGAAGCCGAAGAAAAGGAGCGCUGCGAGUGAAGCCGUUGACAAGGAGGAGGAGCUGGAUUACGAAGAAGGAGAGGAAGAUGAGGAAGACGAGGAAGACGGAGAGGAGCUUGGAGAAGGCAAGAUGAGGUUCCGUAGCGGUGACAAGUGGGACGAAAUCAAUUCCAUCGAUCGCACUAGCUCCUCUGCUAGCUGCAAACUGAGGUUCCAGCAAAGCCCUGUAGAGGUACACGCUCGCUUCCUCGCAGCAGAUCACGACUCCGGCCGUGUCUCGUAUUUCGUGAAUCGCCGUACCUGGCUACGCGUGACUGACCUAGUGGCCGGUUUGAUCCGAGUCUCCGACCCACGUAUAGCCACUCUUAUCCAAGGUAGGCUAGUGCAGGGUCGUGGCAUAGGUCGUACCGAGGUCCAGGUACUCUCGCCCAUCACAGGCCGUGUCAUCGGCGCCAAAGAAGUGCGAGUUGGCAACGAUCGCGUCGCCGUGUCGCAGUUGUCCGUCAAGGUUGUCUCCGGACUGCAGCUCACCAUCAGCCCCGAUAGCGCUAUUGAGAACGGUUAUGUUGCUGAGACCUCGGUCACGAGAAAACUUACUGCGCAAUACCAAGAAGGACUGUUGGAUAUCGAUAUUGAGUUUUCCGAUGGGUCAAGGACGCCGCUUAGAGAGAUAGCUGUGAGCGAUUAUCAACUAGUAGUAGAGAGCCUGGACCCAGAAGUGGUAGCCUUCGCUCCGAUGGUCGCUUCUCAUCAUCCACGAGUGAUCGCGGUCGGCGAAGGUCGAGGUGACUUACUGCGCAUCAGCCUUCAGCUAGCGGACGUUUGCCGACUGGCUGGCGCCCGACGUUCCAAGGCGCCGCCAGGUCGAGCUGCUGCGGCGCUGCCUCUGGCCACCGCAUCGGCUAACGUCGAGGUCGACUUCGCCUCCAGUGAUUUGCCUAACCGACCCGAGUUUGUGCAGAACGACGGUGGUGGAAAUUUGGGACUCGGAGCACAUCAUCGCGAGCGCAAGACUGGGAGGGACGUCGCACCAGAUUUGCACGACAUCUUAAUCGCUUCGAAACUUUCAGGAGGCAUGGGAGGCGUGGGCAUACGUCACAACGGCGGCGCUCGCAUGACGCCCCUGGAGAUCGGCAUGUACGUUCUGCUGGCAGCCUUCUGCUUUGCCAUCGUCGUCUUCGUCGUCUCGUGCGUCGUCUAUGCGAGCAAGUUCAAGCCCCAGCCCUCGGAGAACGGAAGCAGUGGAACUGGUCUGACAGCUGGACUACCGGUGCUUGGAGCCGCGAGAGCAGCUGCGAGUCAGUUCAGCCAAAACCGCAACAGGCCCAGGGAGUCGACGACCAACGCUCACGACUGGGUCUGGCUGGGAAGGGCGACGCUUGAGAGAGCCGCCUGCGCACCGCCUCAGGUGAGAGUGACGAGCAACCCGUUGGCGAACGAGCCCGAAGACGAGACAAUGGACCUGGGCACGAGUUUCGACAACCCGAACCACGUAGAGCUGCCCUCGACGGGCGUCCGCUCGAGCAUAGCCUCGUCUGGGGCCAUCGACACGACGACCUACUGCAAGCGAGACAGAACGCCGCGCAGUUGCUCCAACGGCAAGGGCAAGCAGUUGGCGUCGACACCUGCACAACGAAACGACUUCAUCAACGCCUGUUUGUCGACGUUUAGCAACGACAAUGCGCCGCCUCCACUACCGCCGCACAAGGCUACAGUGAGUAGCAGCGGCCAGGACAACGGUAACGAGGACUACAAGCCACCGGUACCGCCGCACCGCAACACAGGGGCUCUGGCUCGACUACCCGAGACGCCUAAGCGUCGACACCAUCAUCAACGCGCCAACAGUAGCGGCGAGCACGUGGCUAACAGCAGGCGACAACAGCAGCGUGAGGCUAGUCCAGGCAAACAGCAUCAUCAUCAUCGGCCUGGCAAGUCCAGGAGUGGAUCCAAGAACAGCGGCAACCACGGAUCCUCGGUUGAGGCGAGCAAGGAGAACAAUAGUAAUGCGGAUGUUGCAUUUGUUGAGGUACGCAGCAGGGACGCGGACUCGCGAGGCAAGAGGGCGCGAUCGCGUGAGAUUAAGCGCGCCACAGUGGUCGGCAACCCAAUGUUCUCCUCCUCGUCGUCCAAUUCGUCGAGCUCGUCGACGCACGGCGAUCAGCACGACGAACAGCAACUGACGCAACAGCCCACGCAGCAACAGCCGACGACGACAGUCUCUUCUGCUGGGCUCGACGACCUGAACCUCGGCAUGGAUUACAACCAGAUUAUGCAGUACUUUGACAACCUCAAGGAGUCGAACGCCUAGGACAGGCCCGAAGGCAGCCCCGAGAGCCGCCGCCGCAGCCGCAGCAACAAACGCAGCAGUCUACGCUUCUUCUUCAGCAGCUCGCCACAACAGUCGCAGUAUGAGCAGUACGAGCAGCAGCCGUAGUAGACUCGUUGGGCUCGUCUAAUGCCGGAAGCUUGGGUGUUGUCCUUGAUGACGCGCAGAUCCAGCAGUCACUCUUAUCACCGCUUAAACGGAGAACCGCACUGAAAUCCACGUCGAUGAAUCUCGAAACCAUGUGUUUGUAAAAUCGAAUUAUUCAUGGACUGACGAAAGUCAUUGGUUUUUCAGAAAUCCAUGUAUGUACAUGAUUUACUUGAUAAUAGGUGCGGCUAUUCUACGUGAAGCGAUUUUGUCGAGUCUGCGUGAAAUUUGUUUUCUUCUUCCUUGUACGAACAAGUACGAGCUUUUCCGAAGUAUACAGAUUUCACGCGGAUUUGACGUGGAAUUCAGAAAGUUCCAAACGAAUUGUCAAUACAUUUACGAUUCAUACUGAAAUAUGAGUGCUAGUGCUGUGUAGUUAGAGAACAAGUGCAACGGAAGUAUCGUAAGAACUAUAUACAAAUACGUGCUUCUUCGUUGCACGGAUUUUGCGCAAUCUUUCGGCUCGUAUAAAACGGCAUAAUGUAUUCAGCAAAGCUUCACGACUAUAAGGUACAUACUACAUUUUUAGGCUUCGACAGAGCUAAAAAAGAGAGUUUGGAUACCGGAGUUUCGAGUGCAGACCUCAACGCGUUCCUUCAUCGACGAAACGUAUGUCUCCGAGUGCAGGAGAGUGCGAAGAAAAACGAACGUUGAAUGAAAGAGCAAUAAAUGGUUAGGAGAUACCCAACGAGUCUAUAGCAAACCGGAUGGCAGACGAGAUACCGAUCCGACUGUCGCGAGUUAUUAUUAUUCUAGUCAGCUUCAAUAGGGCAACGCAUGAAACUUAAAAGAUUAAACAAAGGAUUAAUGAGUAAAACUUAGUAUUCGCAUCGAGAAGAUACACACAAAGACACGUAUGCGCGCAUUUAAUUAACACGCUCACGCUCUUACACACGAGUACGUAUAUAUAAAUAUAAAUAUAUUUACAUAUAAAAUUUUAGUGGAGACUGAGUGAAUAUUGCUUUUUUACGGAGAAAAAGAUCCUUUAUUCUCGGGCGCAUGUCUAUAUAUACAUAUUGUAACGCUGUACUUUUAAGAUUCAGGACUUUUUGUAAAGCGAAUAAGUACGAGUCAGUUCAAACUAGCACAAAUGUCGCCAGUUAGGUUCUUCGUUUUGUUCACUAGUUUUCGUUUUUGUACAAUGGUGUUGUUGUUGUGAGAUAUUUUGUUCUUAUUAUUUAUUUUUUGUGUAUAUUCUAUGUACUGCGAUGUAUAGAUCGCAAACCGCGUCUUGUACAACUUCAAUUGCAAACGGUUUAUCGACAGUUUAAAAAAAAUUGAUUGUAUAUAAUUUGAAUUUAAACGACCAUAAAUAUUACAAGUCCUAGAUAGAAGGGGAAACCCCAGUGUGCUAAUCUUAAAGACGACUCCAUACGCACGAACUCAGUCUCCUUAUAAUCGAAAGGAGGCUAAAGAAGAAAAUUAACGCCGAAAUAAGAUUCACCGAACGGGGAUAAGUCCGGUAAAUUAUAUUUCAACGUUUUUUACACACGUCUAUAGCCACAUAGUCACUGUUCAACUACGGGCGUUAUCGUUAUAUAGACUAACGUUACAAGCGAAAAUAUACUUUUUGUCUCGUUUUAAUGUUCUUUGAAAUCUCCUGCGUAUUAGAUCGCGAGUCACACCUCAACGUACGAUAGAGAAACGCAUCACAGUAUUAACAGAAAACAUUCAUGUAAGGUUCUCUGCCGCAUUAAAUAGCUGAGAGUAGUGAAAGGGGAAAAAUGAGAGGAAUGAUCGCGUGUUACGAUAUGAGCGCGGAAUUUCUUCUUUUUCGUUUGCACUCGUAGUCAGACUUGAAAGGACAGUAAUGAAAAGAAGAUUGAUGCGCAUCUCGUUGGCUCUUCAACGUGCACGAUGUACUUGUAAAAUUAACUUAUCCUACCGUAGCUUUUUCAACUGCAAAAGUUCCAUUGUCUGUCCUUUUAGACUGGUGCUGGACACCUAGUGAAUACUUUGUACAAAAGUCUAUGUUUAACUUACAGCAUAAUUUUUAUUUAUCUUAAAUAUACUUUUUUCUAGUAAGUGCCAUAUAUUUUUUUAUUCAAAGAAUUUCUUUUUAAUUGUUAUAGUUUUUAAAAUAAAAUACUUGAUGACUGCUACUUUAAGUGGAAAAUAAAUGUCGCAAAGUAUUAACUAGUGUUCGGUACUGUCGCAUUACCUAAACACUUUUAUAAAUGCCCACGUUUUACCUAAACUCUUCAAGCUUGUGACAUCGAUUUUUUACGAAAAAUGAAACUACGAGAUCUAUAUACAAUAUGCAUCUUCGUCAAGCUCGUGUAUCUUUGCACUGCGCUCGGCCGCAAUGUCGCACUGCCUCUUUCUCGCUCUCUAUACAAAAUAAAAAUGACUUGUCUUGAGCAUCAACUGAAAAACUAUCGACGAAACGAUGAUUUAAUUCGCGCUGUGAUGUCAAAUUCUUUAAGCUCAAACUUUAUACUAUUAAUACGUUGGUCUCGAAACGAUAAUUAGGAGGCUCUGAUUGGCAGUGCGAUAGCAGACGGAAACUGAAAAAGCAAAGAUGAGAUUACGUGCUUUCCUUUUGAAAGAAGAACAAAACGCCUAAAGCAGUUGCGCGUUCGCGUUCGAGGUUCACUAGUGCUCUCGUUCGACGAUGAUAUUACACAUUAUAUAAUCUGCCGUGCGUUGUGAUGUUUGUAAAUUUUUGCUUUAUAAGACUGUGUAUAUACAUAUAUAUAUUAUACAUAUAUAUUAUAUAUAUAUAUAUCACGCGAGGAUCAUUGAGAUUGUAAUACGAGGAGACUCGCGCGUUGAAUUCUCGAAGACUCCUAAUAACUGCAGUACUCGUCGCUUGGACACAACAAAUUUCGGAAAGACAAGCAAAUUAUUUCGGCUUUCUUUCGCGCGACACGGAAGCAUCUUUCGUAUCUUUUGCAAAUUUAGUUUCGACGAUGUAUAGGCAGUUGUUAGAAGCUUAAACGCAAAGCAGAACCUUGUAUCGAUUGUCACUCGAAAGCGAAGUAAAAAAACUUGUAGUGAUUGAGUCAAUGACCAUCCGUGGUAAACUGGUAAACUGCAUAAUAUAAUUAACGAUAAUUAUCCUCUAAUAGCUAUAUAAAAGUAUGUCUUCCGCACCGUUGACGAUUCAUGACUCCUCACAUCGUGAGCAUAUAAUAUCAUGACACUUGAGUGGUAUUUGUGCGACUCCUGUUAUGGCAUUGCUUGUCUAUUAUACACGAAAAUCCACACCUUUUUGCAUGUGCACCCAAACGUUACGGCCAUAUGUAAAUUGAAUCUGUCGAGAGCAUGGAAUCUUUCGAGAGCCACAAGUGAAAUUGUAAAUCAUUCGAGCAUAAAGAUUAUCCAGGAAAGAUGUAAAAGGGCUUCCGAUCUGGCGAAAUUCCAAGUCGAAUCAAGAAUGCAUCUCGAAAGGUCGGCAUCGACAGAUUCAACAGGCUAAGCGAUUGUAAAACGCUUAAGAAUUAAAAGCACCAUCGCGCGAAAAUGCUACAACUAAAUUUCAUCGCCGCGAUACUUUUGUAAAAUUCAGCAUAUCGGCUUGGCGAAGCGAGCAGUUUCGUUGAGCGAGAGAAAAGAAAAAGAUAACUAGAUAGCGCAGAGUGUGAGAAAUAUAUAUUAGCCCGCUAUACCCCCGCCUCGCCUCCCCCAGAGUCGAUUAUUUUUGCGCAGCGCGUGGUAAGAGAGGGAGAGUAUUAGGAGAAAAGUUUAGCGAACGAACGCACAGGGCGAUUUCUAUCCAGAUGAUGUAGGAAGCGUGUGGCGAUGACGGCAGCAGCAGCAGCAAGAAUUCGUGCGUGUACUCGUGAAGAUAUAUCAUUUUGUAUGAGAGCCAUGAAUUCUGUGUGUUCAGCACGCCCAUAUUUUAAGUUGUAUUUGCUCGCCUUUAACGUCGAGCAAAGAAGUUGUAGAUCAUUUGAGCAAAUAAUGUACGACACGUGAUUUUUUUUAACGAUUUUCGACGAUUCGAGAAAAUGAUAUUUUUGGUUCCGAUGAAAAUUGACAAAAAAUCGUGCCAUCGUUAAUUUUAAUGGAAUUGAAUGUAACGAAUCAAGUAGAAUCAUUCGAGAGAGAAAAUUAAUACAUUGAGGGAAAAACUGCUCUAACUGAAAGAGUUCUUUGAUGUAUCUAAAUUAAUUUUCUGUGUAUUUAUUAAUUUUAGGCGUACGCAUAAGUUGCGAGUAUAUCGCAAGCAUCCCUCGAAGACUCUUGUAUCACAGUGUUUGAUUUUUUUGUAAAUUUUUAAUUGUACAUAUACAGAUCAAUGCGUCAUAUUGAGAAAAUUGCUAAGAGUAUUUCUUUCUCGUUCAAGCGCGCGAGCGCGUACUGAUAUAUAUUGUAUUUUCAUUUGUACAAACGACCAAUUUUACUGAGAAGUUAUAGCUUACUUAUACGAUAUAUUAGAUUUUACGCUAAAGCAGUAUAAGGUGCGAUUUUACGUAAUCGACGAUGCCACCAUUCGAAGAUUCGACCAAAUUUAUGAACGAACUCGAUACAUUUGAAUCACAAAUUUAAGGCAAUUCGUUCAGUAUCUUUUACGUAUAUUUUCUGUCGCCAAAUUGUUCCGCAAUUCACAAUGUUAAAUAUUAACACUAAUCUCGUUCAACUUUGUAUUACGUUAUAGUUUAUUUACGUAUGUUAUUUUCUUGUACGUAUUAGGAUUCUCCCUCCGACGUUUGAUUCUAUAGAGUCAAAGGCAGCACUUAGAAAAUAAAAAUAAUUCGUAUAUACAUACUGACAUCACACUUUUCAUUUGUGCAUAAUUCAUAUCAAAUUGUCACGCGAUCUUUUUCGAAGAUGAAAGAGAGUCGAACUGCUGAUCGAUUAUUAUAUAGUUCGUACGCAUAUUGACGGAUAGCAGAAAGCUUGAUAUACUGUGCAUCGAGCCGAAGUCGACGUGAAAACUCGUCUUCGACCUCGUAAAGAUACACCGCUUACAAAUUCCAUGAGAGACAAAUAAACGCGUUUCUAAUAGUUAACGAAAACAAAUAUAAAUAUAUAUUAUACAUGAGACUCUAGUCCCGCAGCAGAAGCAGCAGCAAGUAUCAUGUGCGGCGAGCGACACGUUGCCGUCCGCUAUCGCGCGAUUUCAUAUACAUAUUAAUGAUUAAUAAAUGAAAUUUAAGAAUGAGAGGAAUGGAAAAAUAAAUAUAAAGAACAAAGUAAUAAUUAACAAACAAAAAAAAAUGACUAUAUGGUAGAUCGCAGUGUCGUUGUAGUGCGCACCUUUAUGUUUUGCUAAUCGUAGAGAGUUGUACGGCAGCUCGUUAUACAUACAUAUAUAUAUAUUUAUGAGACGAGAAAACCAAGAAGUUCUCCUUUCGCAUACAUGUACGUACCGCGACCUUUUGUAAUUAAUUUCUUGCGUUAGCGUAUCUGUAUUAUUAUUAUUAUUAUUAUUAUGAGCAUUAUUAUUAUACUAUUAUUAUUACAUUAUUAUUACUUUGUAUAUAUUGGAGAAUCUAUUUUUUUGUCUGUCACGUGAAGAAAAGUAUGGAUUGUAUACAUUAUGAUACUCAUUCCUUUUGACAUAAUUUGAGGGCUUACCGUACAGUGAAAUCUAGAAACCGAGAUAAUCGAUAUUUUGUUUUUCUUUAUUUCUUCUACUCUUUAGUUAUAUACACGUAUUAAACACCAAAAUUCAACGUAAUGAAAAAAUCAGUUUUUUUUUUUAAAUUUGUUCUCUUAGUAAAAGCUUAAUUGGGUAAAGUAUAUUUUUGUAAAAAGUGAACAAACGUAAAAAUGAAGAAAUCUAUAUGAAUUGUAAAUAUAUUUGUGUUUAAUCAUUUGAUCGACCAACUUACUGUGUAAGUAUGAAAAGACAAAAGAAAAAUGAACAACCGUGUGGUUAUAAGAAAAAGUAAAGAUCGAACAAAUUGAAUUUCAUUCUACGGUAUGAUCCUUGAAAGCAGUUGAUACUUUUGCGCUUAUAAAAUGUGUGGAGAGAGGGAUAUUUUCCACGAACAAUUAGACGAUGAUGAUUGAGAGACUGCUUAGCAGCAGUAAGUGCGUCGAGAGGGCCUUCUAUUAUAUCCUGACAAUGUAAAAGAGACAUAUCGUUACAUGAAUUUAAGUAGCGACGACGUAUGUAAUUUUUUUUUUCACCAAGCAAAACUCUGCUCGCAAGCAUAACACAAAUCUUUUUUCUGUACAUCUCAUUCCUCUUCUAGAGUCGUCGCGCGACUCCAAGUCGAUAGAAUGAUUGCGUUUGCUUUCACAGACGUUCUUCGCUCUUCAAUUACAGAAGAAUUAAGACGAGCAUAAAGUAGGCACUCAUUCUAUCGACUGUUUGAAUCGCCGAACAAGAGGAGAAAAUUAAAGCAGUUUAAAGGUCGCGUACGAAUUUUCCCCACAUUCUUCUAUCGACGCUCGAUCCUUUAUAAUUAAAGAGAAAAAAAAAUCGAGAGAAUAUAUAGCUAGCGUUAAGAAGCACGAGCAUAUCGAGGGAUGAAACUCGAGCGAGACGAUAAUAAGAAAAAAGAAAGAGAAGACUAAUUUAAUCAUUCCUUCGACGCGACCAGUCGCGUGCUAUACCUAAUAAAAGUAAGCGAGAAAACAAGAUAAAUAAAUAAUGAUAAACAGACAAAAAAAAGAAUACACGAAUCCAAAAAAGCAGCAAUUAUCGAUAUGCUAUUUCAAUGCGCCGGAAAUAAUAAGAAUGUCGAAGACAGCGACGACGACCUUAUAAACACGCCACGCGCGCUUUCCUCUUCUGUCCUCUCAUAUGCGCUCGUCUCCCUUUCGCUCCCAUUACGAGAGAUCUUUGUUAUCGUUGAAUAGUACAAUUUUCGAUCUUAACCGAUCGCCAUUGAUCAUCGCUGUCGUUGCGCCACAUUUAGGUAUAAUAUAUUAUAUAUACAUUAUAUAUAAAUGAAUCGUGUAUUAGCCAUCGCCCUGCCAUCAUCUAUCUCGAUCCUUAUAUAUUUGCGUCGUCGUCGCUGUUAUCGUAGCUGAAAAUCGUCACUAAAUAUUAAGGUACGACUAUUGCCUACUCAAUGUACAAUAUGUAGUAUUUACCUGUUGUUACCACCGAACCGUCGUCAAAGAUAUAUAAAAUAUUGUCAUUGUAUCAUAAAA